AUGAACAGCAGCAAAGAAAUUGUCGCUUCAUCCAAUGACAUGAUACAACAACCACCAUCAUCAUUAAAUACAUCCAUCCCACGACCGCCUUCAUCAUCAUCAUCGCCGUCGUCUUCAUCAUUCCAUCAUCAAGAGGAAACUAGUGGUUCAUUAGCAUGCUCCUCUCCAUCUGACCUCACAACCACGAUGGGAUCUGAUGCUUUGCUACAACAACUCUUACAUAACCAAAAACGACAAGCUCAAAUAGGCUCUAAAUUAUCCUUCCUUCCACUUCUCUUUGGAGUGACCUUUUGUUGGGAUCGAGGCCCACUCUUGUUUUUUGUGUGCUCUCUGGGAGAGGUUGCGUUUCAUUUCAUGUUGAAUGCUUACAUGCGAAAUCAUGUCAAAUCGGUGACGAGUUUUGUACAGCAUAAUUCAUGUCGAUUAGUAGUGAUUAUAUUGUUGCAGUGGACAUUGCAACUUUAUUAUGGACACUCGGUUCCAUUGCAUGUAUUUCAUACAUACAAGAUUUUAAUAUCAGCGAAUGUGUUUUAUUAUAAUUUAAAGAUUUUUUGUGUAAAUACGAUUGUACUAUUAGCUUCCAAUUUGGUUGGGAUGUAUGUGGCGUUCACGCAAGAACGUGACAAGAUGAGUGAAGACCAAAUACAUGCAUUUUACCAGAGAAUUGUGGAAGUAUUCAUUUUGCAAUACUCAAUGAUCGUUGGAGCGUAUUUAUUUUCUAGUUUCAUGUCAAGCACAAUGCUCGAAAGUUGCCAAAAACAAGAGGAAGUGACACGAGAACGAAUGAAAAAUAGUGAAAAAACAAAAUUUAUUGCGAAUUUGAGUCAUGAAGCGAGAAAUCCAUUGCAUUGCAUUAUGGGAAGUUUACAAGUGUUGAAUCACCAUUUUGAGGGAGAGAAAUGUGUGGAUGGGUGUAAACAUUGUUUUUUGACCAAUAGCGCCAUUCAAGAAGUUAUGGAAGAUAUUAAGGAAAAUGCAACCUUGUUAUUGCACAUUCUAUCAUCUUCUUUGCAAAUGAGUUCAUUGGAAAUGGGAAAAAUCAAAUUGAAACAUGAACCGUUUAAUUUGAAAGUUCUUUUGGAUUCAUUGAUUGGAGUUUUUUCACAAUUGGCUCAUGAGAAACACAUUUCAUUGCAUAGUUUUUUCAAUGUCUCCAAAGUUCCACAAUUAUUGAAGGGUGACUCUGUUCGAUUGAGUCAAAUCAUCAUGAAUAUUAUUUCCAAUGCCAUCAAAUACACGAAAAAGGGUUAUGUGAGAGUGAAUUGUGACUUGGCCAAUGAUGAAGAUUUGAAAAGUUUUGAUCAUGAAUUAUUGAAAGAAUCCAAUCAUGAAAACACGACGCAAAAGAAGACAUUUGUGAAACUUGAAUUUAUUGACACUGGUUGUGGUAUUCCCAAGAGCAAAUUCAACAACUGUUUCAACCCUAUCACAUCAUUGAUGAUCAGAAACAAAACGAAGAUUACUCUCUCGGAUUUGAAAAUUAUUUCAACCAUUCAGAGAAUAUGA
Messenger RNA from Naegleria lovaniensis, 1506 nucleotides. RefSeq lists its product as uncharacterized. The transcript has a single exon. Gene Ontology annotation, molecular function: phosphorelay sensor kinase activity; histidine phosphotransfer kinase activity. The record is from RefSeq and is a predicted model, not a curated record. The coding region runs from base 1 to 1506 and encodes 501 amino acids. NCBI's taxonomy places the organism in Eukaryota, Heterolobosea, Eutetramitea, Acrasida, Naegleriidae. Gene Ontology annotation, biological process: protein autophosphorylation; signal transduction.